Molecule: messenger RNA, 4195 nt
Organism: Hypanus sabinus (Atlantic stingray)
Lineage: Eukaryota; Metazoa; Chordata; Chondrichthyes; Myliobatiformes; Dasyatidae
Gene: angptl2b
Product: angiopoietin-like 2b
Exons: 5
Coding region: 807-2255 (482 amino acids)
Source: RefSeq, a predicted model, not a curated record
AUCUGUUUUAAACCGCUGACAUCUUCGGGGGAGGGAGGUCGCAUAUUUCCGAGCUGCUGUCAAUAGGCAGGGUUUUCCAGCGCGGAGCAUUGCCAAGAUCUGUGUGGGGCAGCCCACGUCGCUUCAAUUGGAGCGAACCGCCAUGACAUCAGUGCACUGAAGCGUCGCUGCAGCCCCGCCCACGGGUAUCUGUAGGAGGCUCCGCGCAGAUUGCACUCCCAACACAAGGUCUUGUCUACGCGCUGCCGCCUUUUACUUGAAAGUUCUCCUCGGAAUGUAAAUACAUCACAAAGUGAUCUAGAGGACCAGCUCUGCAAGUCAGAUACUCAGACCCAAGAGGAUGACAUGCUGGACUUUUAAACUCUUGCUUUUCAUUGAUAUGCUGAUGUAGCACAGUCACAAUGCAGAGAGUGUACUAACUUACUGUAUUAAUAAGUUUGCAGUAAUUCUCGCAAACUCAUUCUUUAAAAAUAUUGCAGUAGACACAGAGAACCGAUGGAGAUGUCAACACAAACUUCCUGCUAACUUGAAGGACAGCGAGGAAUAAAGUUUUUAAAAGGGCUGACUUCUUUUGGCAUUUGAUCCCUGGAGCUGCUACCCAGGUAUAGAGCCAUUUGCCAAGCAAGCUACAGUGACUGACACAGGGAAGAGAGAGUCGAGAGUCUCUGAUUAACUGACCCUCUGGUGAGAUGCUACACUUCACAGGGGCGCUAAGUGCACUUAAACAGAAGAGGCAAGACAGCUAAUAGACCAAGGACGUCAGGAUUGGCAGCGUCAAGCUGGAGAUACUCGUCUGCAGAACCACCAUGAAGAAGUUGGUGCUUGUCAUCUUACUGAUCCUGGUUGAGCUUGCAUUUGGCAUUGACAAAGUGGAGGAGCUUGAAUCCAGCAAGGAUAGCUAUGAGCGGCUCUUCCACACGAGCAGACACAAGCGUGCCACUGUCUCCAUGGAGAACAAGUGCUCGUACACCUUCAUCGUGCCGCAGCAGAAGGUCACGGGGGCCAUAUGUGUGAACUCGAAGCCCGAGCCCAUGGUGGAGAGUCGGGUCAAUAAGCAAGAGCUGGAGGUGAUCAACAAUGAACUCCUGAAGCAGAAAAGGCAGAUCGAGAACCUGCAGCAGCUGGUGGAGGUGGACGGAGGGGUGGUUAAUGAGGUGAAGCUCCUGCGGAAGGAGAGUAGAAACAUGAACUCUAGAGUCACCCAGCUGUACAUGCAGCUGCUCCACGAGAUCAUUCGCAAGCGGGAUAACGCCCUCGAGGUGUCUCAGCUCGAAAACAAGAUUCUCAACCAGACGGCGGAAAUGAUGUUGCUUUCUAACCGCUACAGGGACCUGGAGCAUAAGUACCAACACCUGGCCUCGCUGGCGAAUAACCAGACACACCUCAUCGCACAGCUGGAGGCCAGGUGCCAGCUGCUGCCCGCCGCCAGGCCGGUGCAGCCUCCGCCCCAGAAACGCAAACCCAAUCUCAUCACAACCAACGAAAUCCAGCGGGAUCAGAACCCCCAGGACAGGCGACAACUGGCACUGAACCUGCUGCCCACCAUGCCACCCCUUCCUUCCCACAUGCCCACCACAAAUGAGCCAUCUGGACCGUGGAAGGAUUGUAUGGAUGCAGCAGAGGCUGGCAGCAAAACCAGUGGAAUAUACUUGCUGAAACCCGAGAACAAAAACCGCCUCAUGCAGGUCUGGUGUGACCAAACCCAUGACCCUGGCGGCUGGACCGUCAUUCAAAGGCGCCUGGAUGGCUCGGUCAACUUCUUCCGCAACUGGGAGACCUACAAGCAAGGGUUUGGAAACAUCGAUGGCGAGUAUUGGCUGGGUCUGGAAAACAUCUACUGGCUAACAAACCAAGGAAAUUACAAGCUGCUUAUCACCAUGGAGGACUGGCAAGGCCGCAAGGUAUUUGCAGAAUACGCCAGCUUCAGGCUGGAGCCAGAGUCUGACAACUACAAGCUUCGGGUAGGCCGUUACCAUGGCAAUGCUGGAGAUUCCUUCACCUGGCACAACGGAAAACAGUUCACUACACUGGACCGGGACCGCGAUGCCUACACAGGGAACUGUGCGCACUACCAGAAAGGUGGCUGGUGGUACAAUGCCUGUGCCCAUUCAAAUCUGAAUGGCGUCUGGUACCGUGGAGGACAUUAUCGCAGCAAGUACCAGGACGGCGUGUACUGGGCAGAAUUCAGGGGAGGUGCCUAUUCCCUCAAGACAGUGAUCAUGAUGAUUCGACCCAACCCCAAUACUUUCCAUUGAAACAAACUAGGGUUGGGUCCUCGAGCAUCAGGAAGCAGAACUGACUAGUGUCCUGUAUACGAAAUCAGCCUUACAACAAUUUAUAUACCAAGCUGUGCUUAUUCUUCAAGACAAAAAGAAUACUGUCUAUGUAUUUAUUUCCUACAACAUAAGAAGUUAUGUCAUGUAAGCAAACUUUUUUUUUCUACUUGCAUAACAGCAAUUGCUGGUAAAAAUGCUGAAUUCAGAUAUGUGCUUAAAAAUCGUCUUUAAAAAAAAAGGUACUAAAAAUAAAUUACUUGUGUUUGGGAGGUUAUUUUUGCUAACACCAGAAUGAAAUACUUGUUUGGAACAGCAGUUGGCAAAUUUGUGAUUGGCGUGCAAGAAAUACACGAGGUGCCAGUACUGAUCGAGUGCAGGAGAACGCCUGUUACAAUGGGAGAAUCAUUUCAUGGGAAUGAAAGCUCAUAUUGACUGAAAGCCACCUUCCGUCAAAGUAAACUCAAGCCCUUGAUCUUGUAGAAUUGAGGGGUCUAAAUCAUGAUGUAAAUUUUGACGCAGGAAUGGAGCUGUGAUGGUUCUAUGGGUACAUUAAUUCCUGUAGGCAUUACCUCUGAGAAUUUCCACAGUUAACAUUUCUCCUUAGACUGCAACAUGACAGUGUGCUUCUAAAUUUGUUACGGAUAUAACUGUUCAUAAAAAAAACACUCAAGUCCGCCAAAGCCAAUUUAUCCCCAGAUUUGCUCCAUAAUGAGAUUUAGAUUCAGAUUUAUUUAUCACGUGUAUAUCAAAACAUACAGUGAAACGUGUCGUUUUCAUUAACAACCGACACACCUAAGGAUGUGCCCACAAGUGUUGCCUCACAUUCUGACACUAACCCAGCACACCCACAAUACUCGGCAGAACAACACACAACACAACAAGCCCCAGCUGAUCUUUGCUUCUAACAGCCACUCUCAGGCAUAAACCUCCAGUGUUAAUAUGAAUGAAGAAAUUAUUAAGUUGAGAAAUGAAUCAUAGAUGCUGAUCUUUAGAACUCAAUAUAUCAAUCUUGCUACAUAUAUUUGGAAAUUCAUUUUUUACCAUGUAAAUAAUUCCCAAUUGGUAAGCCUGGAAGGUUUGCCCCAGGAACAUUACAGGGUACUGUUAACAUCCUUUUAACAAACUAUUUCAGAUUACACCACAGGACAAUGAUGUCACGGUCUUCACGUAGAGAAAAGGAUUACCAUUGUAAGAAAUGCACUUGAAUCCUGAUAUUCCACACGAGAUAUCAGCAAACAAAUAUAUAAUGAGCCAGAUGUCCCUGUGUUAUAAAUGUACUGAAAUUAACCCCUUUAUUUUAAAGUGUGCAGGCCGUCCCUUUAAAACAGGGGUUUCCAACCUUUUUUACGCCAUGGACCCCUACCAUUAAUCGAGGGGUCUAUGGACCCCAGGUUGGGAAUGCCUGCUCCAAAAUAAAGGGACAAGCAUACUUCAAGUAAACACAUUAGUCAUCAUGAAGGAAUAUUCCACCUCAAACUAUCUGAACUUUUCUUUCAUUUUCAGAAAUAUUGUUAAUAUUGCAGCUUAGAAUCUCACUGAGAAGGGGAAUUUUUUUGUGUGUUUGUGAAUGUUUGUACACUAAUUUUCCAACUUAAGUCCAUUUACGUCGAUGAAUCUUACAUAGGUAAUAAAAGUUACAAACCCAGAGAGGUGUUUCAGUUGGUACAGAGUUAGUUAAAGCAACACACACCAAAAAUAAUAAUUUAUACAAAUGCUUACAGUACGUAAUAAAAUGUCUCGUGUGUUCUGUUGUGUACAGCUCCUGUGUGUUAGUAACUGUAACAGUUGUAAAAUUCAGUUCGUGAAUCCAACUUUGAGCCUUCAUUGUCAAGUUUGGAGAAGCAGGUGUUAUUUGUAACAGUGUUUUGACAGUUCCAGUAUAACCAUUAACAUCUGCAAUAAACUGACUUCAACCACCA